AUGGGCAUCUGCAAUGCUGGAAAACAAGUGGGAAAACCCCCUCUUGACAAGACCUGUUGCUUACUGAAGGUGAAUCUUAACCAAGGUAGAUUCAGCUUACUGGACAGUGGACUUUUCUUUAUGUCCAAGCUCUCCGCAUUAGAGAGGCAGAUCUUUGAUUUCCUUGGCUUCCAGUGGGCACCUAUUCUUGGAAAUUUUCUACAUAUAAUAGUUGUCAUAUUGGGUUUGUUUGGAACCAUUCAGUACAGACCUCGAUAUAUCGUGGUGUAUACAGUAUGGACUGCCCUCUGGGUCACCUGGAAUGUGUUCAUUAUCUGCUUUUAUUUGGAAGUAGGUGGGCUCUCUAAGGAUACAGAUCUAAUGACAUUCAACAUUUCUGUACAUCGGUCAUGGUGGCGGGAACAUGGGCCUGGUUGUGUCCGAAGAGUGCUGCCUCCAUCAGCCCACGGCAUGAUGGAUGAUUACACGUACGUCUCUGUCACAGGCUGCAUCGUCGACUUCCAGUACCUGGAGGUCAUCCACAGUGCCAUCCAAAUACUACUUUCUUUGGUUGGUUUUGUGUAUGCCUGUUAUGUGAUCAGUAUUUUCAUGGAAGAAGAGGAUACCUUUGAUUUCAUAGGUGGACUUGAUGCACACUCCUACUACCAGGAUCAUGUUCAGUUAAAGCCUGUUAACCUGUAA
This is a messenger RNA of Eptesicus fuscus (big brown bat), 681 nucleotides long. It is a transcript of the gene NKAIN3, whose product is annotated as sodium/potassium transporting ATPase interacting 3. The transcript is spliced from 7 exons. The record is from RefSeq and is a predicted model, not a curated record. Gene Ontology annotation, biological process: regulation of sodium ion transport. Bases 1 to 681 code for a protein of 226 amino acids. NCBI's taxonomy places the organism in Eukaryota, Metazoa, Chordata, Mammalia, Chiroptera, Vespertilionidae.